Daldinia loculata is the source of this 1628-nucleotide messenger RNA. Its product is annotated as GroES-like protein. The transcript has a single exon. Bases 275 to 1318 code for a protein of 347 amino acids. NCBI's taxonomy places the organism in Eukaryota, Fungi, Ascomycota, Sordariomycetes, Xylariales, Hypoxylaceae. The record is from RefSeq and is a predicted model, not a curated record. Gene Ontology annotation, molecular function: oxidoreductase activity, acting on NAD(P)H.
AUCAAUAAUAAGUUUUCCAAAAUACCUAGUGCUACCCAGGUAUUCUAGCCGCUACGAACUUUUUCUAAACCCCAUAGUAUAGAGUUCCCCUUGGAUAUGGUGUAGGUACGUAAUGAUUAUCGCUAUAUAACAUCGAGUAUUACAUAAUUAGACCUCGGCGUGUUGACUUCAGCCAUAAAGGCCCCCUUUGGUCCCCUUCCUCUUUACCUUCUUCGCUAUAACACAGCAUAUCUCAGCACAGCAGAGGCAACUAUUAUCAACCACCAAGGUAACAAUGGCAUCGAAAAUGAAAGCAUUGGUCGUCGCCGAGGGCAAGACGGCAAAGGUCCAAGAUAUAGAUGUCCCCAAACCUAGCGAGGGAGAAAUCCUAGUCAAAGCCCACUAUGUCGCUCAAAACCCAACGGACUGGAAGAGCAUGCUGUCCGUACCUCCUGGUCGGAUACUGGGCUGUGACUUUGCCGGUACUGUGCAAGACACCAACGGCUCCCACUGGCGAGAGGGACAGCGUGUCGCUGGUUUCGUCUUUGGAUCAUCUACCAAUCCGCCUCGAGGAGCAUUUGCGGAAUACAUCGUCACCGAGGCAAGCCUGGUCUACCCAAUCCCGGACAAAGUCUCCUACCAAGAUGCCGCCGCGAUCCCGCUCGCCUUUGCAACCGCUAUGCAAGCCAUGUUCGGGAGGCUAAAACUGCCUGAGCCAAGCAAGCCGGCCAAGACUGCCUUUCCCUUCCUUAUCAACGGGGGCACGUCAAGCGUGGGCCAGUACGCUAUCCAACUAGGAAAAUUAGCCGGCGUCUUCGUCAUCGCUACCGGAUCUUCCCAGCAUCAUGAGCUUCUAAAGUCGCUAGGUGCCGAUGCCGUCAUAGACUACAAGGAUCCCAAUUGGCCCGAGCAGAUCCAGAAACUCACGCACCACGGGCUCGAGUUUGCUUUCGAUUGUAUCAGCGAGAACGGCACGGUAGAGGCCGUUGCAAAGGCUGUAUCACCAACCAAGGGCGGCCACAUUGUCACCACCCUCCCUGUGGAUAAGAUUAGAGAGAAGAUCGAGAAUAAGAAGAUCAAGCUAGAAAGCACAAUCGUCUACACCGUAUUCGGGCGGCCUAUAAAAUACGGCACCUUUGACAACUGUGGAGAGCCAACUCCGCAAGACAAGGCCUUGUGGGAGAAGUACUUGACGAUGCUCCCGGAGUUGCUGUCCAGCGGUAAAAUCAGGCCCAACAAGGUGAGAGAGCUUGGUGGCUUCGAUAGUAUAUUGACUGGCUUCCAAGAGCAGCAAGAGGGUAAGGUCAGGGCUGAGAAGCUAGUUUAUAAGAUCUCAUAGGCCGUAUGAGAUCAGAGACACCACGUAUAUAGAAUCCUAUAUAUUAGUCAUGCUUCAAUGGCAUUAGCUUGUGUUGAUAGCAGAUUUAAUAAUCUUAUACUGGAAGGUCCAACUUUGAUAUACUGGUCUAGUAUUGGUCAUCUCAUAGCGACUCUAUUACUUGCCCUGUUGGUAGUCAGCUCGCGUAUAGCCUAUGCAGUAUAUUAGAUGGCCUUUGCAGAACCACCAUUGUUAAUCUAUGUCCAAACACCGCACCACACACAACCACCAUAUUUUUAACACAGUACCACCCGAAAUCAAGGGGGAUUUC